This is a messenger RNA of Aspergillus affinis, 2448 nucleotides long. RefSeq names its product putative oligoxyloglucan-reducing end-specific xyloglucanase. The record is from RefSeq and is a predicted model, not a curated record. Gene Ontology annotation, molecular function: protein binding. The coding region runs from base 1 to 2448 and encodes 815 amino acids. Lineage: Eukaryota; Fungi; Ascomycota; Eurotiomycetes; Eurotiales; Aspergillaceae. The transcript has a single exon. Gene Ontology annotation, biological process: xyloglucan metabolic process.
AUGAAAGACUGGCUUCAACGGCUGACGGUGGCCGUAUGUGCCACCACUGGCACCAUCGCAGCUACUGCGAAGCAUGCGUAUCAAUUCAAUUCGGUGGCAAUUACAGGUGGAGGAUACAUCACGGGCAUUGUCGGACAUCUGACGGAGAAAAACCUUCUCUAUGCGCGGACAGACAUCGGUAGCACUUAUCGCUGGUCUCAAGAGCUCAACAAAUGGAUUCCCUUGACCGAUUUUCUUGGCCCGGAGGACGAGAACCUCAUGGGCACCGAGAGCGUUGCCAUGGAUCCCACGAAUCCUGAUCGUCUCUAUUUGGCACAAGGCCGAUAUUUGAAUUCCAACCAGACAGCAAUUUUUGUGUCGGAUGACCGAGGCGCGAGCUUUACGCGACAUGAGGCCCCGUUUGCAAUGGGCGCGAACGAGCUGGGCCGGAAUAAUGGAGAGCGGCUGGCUGUCAAUCCGUUCAAAACGAAUGAGCUAUGGAUGGGUACUCGCAACGCAGGGUUGAUGAAGAGUGUGGAUCGAGCGAGAACAUGGACCAACGUUACCAGUUUUCCGGAUGCGGCUGCCAACGGCAUCGGAAUAACCUUUGUGAUCUUUGAUCAGGAGAAUGAUGGAACUAUUUACGUCGGCGCGUGUGUUCCCGGUGGAUUGUAUGUCACCAAGGACGCAGGAAAGACCUGGGAUGCCUUGCCUGGGCAGCCGAAAGAAUGGGACGAUUCGCUGCUCAUCUAUCCUGAUGAGACACAACCACAAAGCACUGCGCCGCAACCGAUGAAAGCAAUUCUCGCGUCAAAUGGUGCCCUCUAUGUGACUUAUGCGGACGCUCCGGGUCCUUGGGGAGUUUCGUAUGGCGCCGUGCAUGUCUAUAACACCACGUCUUCGAAAUGGACUGACAUUACCCCGUCUGCUAAAAACACUUCACCGGCUCCGUUUACGCCCCAGGCCUUCCCUGCGGGUGGAUAUUGCGGGCUCAGCGUCGCUACGGAUGAUCCCGACACCCUUGUCGUGGUCUCGCUUGACAGAGAUCCCGGCCCAGCUCUUGACAGCAUGUAUCUCUCGCGGGACGCUGGUCGCACAUGGAAGGACGUCUCCCAACUCUCUACUCCAUCCGGCAGCGGAGGAUACUGGGGACACCCGAUUGAGGAUGCAGCUCUCGCAAACGGCACUACAGUCGAGUGGCUAAGCUUCAACUGGGGACCUCAAUGGGGCGGUUACGGAGCUCCGUCACCUGUCAAAGGAUUGACCAAGUUCGGAUGGUGGAUGACAGCCGUUCUGAUCGAUCCCAGUGAUUCGGACCAUGUUAUGUACGCCACCGGUGCGACAAUUUGGUCAACGGACAAUAUCUCACAGGUCCAUAAAGACUCAGCACCAGGGUGGUACAUUCAAGCACAAGGUAUUGAAGAGACCGUGCCUCUCGCGUUGAUUAGCCCUCCAUCUGGCGCGGCGAACCUGAUUAGUGGAGUGGGUGAUAUUAAUGGAUUUCGUCACGACAAUCUCGAUACCCCACAGUCCAUGAUUGGACUUCCUGCCUUAUCAAAUCUCAACACCCUUGACUGGGCUGGGAGGAAGCCCAACAUCAUAGUUCGCGGCGGAACCACUGGUUAUAAAUAUGAUGAUGGCUGCGGACAAGCGGCAUAUUCUACGGACGGAGGUGACAAAUGGGUAAAGUUUGCGACAUGUAUCCCGGGCGUCAACACCAGCAGCACAAACCCAGGUGUGAUGACUCUGGACGCCUCAGGGAAAUACGUCGUCUGGACCUCAGCCAUGUCGGUUGUUGCUCCUACCUUGCAGAGUCCCAACGUCCCAGCUACCGACUCGGGGCCGUACUCAUCGCAUGACUGGGGCAAGACCUGGAAAUCGCCUCGUGGACUAACAGUCCAGACUCCAUACCUCAGCGCGGACCGUGUUCAGCCAAAGACCUUCUACGUAUUCACGGAGAGUGUGUGGUAUGUUAGUACUGACGGUGGGGUUUCCUUCAAGGCCUCAAAAGCCAAGAACAUAGGUCUUCCUGAACAUGAUGGUGCAGUCCCAGUGGUGAACCUCAACCGAGCAGGUGAGAUCUGGCUCGCUUUAGGGGACCAGGGAGUCUAUCAUACGACGAACUUCGGCCGUCGCUGGAAGCGCGUCUCAGAUCGAGGAACAGUAGCCGAACUCAUAACGGUUGGCGCGGGGGUGAAGAAGAACCAGCCUGCUUUGUUUAUUCGGGGCCGUCCAGCUCGCACGCCCAAGUCAGCUCACGGAAUAUACCGCUCGGAUGAUGGAGGUGCGACAUGGGAUCGCGUUGAUGAUGACACUCAUCGAUAUGGGGGGUUCAAUCUAAUUCAAGGUGACCCUAGAGUUUACGGGCGGGUAUACUUGGGCACUGGUGGACGCGGCAUUUUGUAUGCAGAUAUUGCACGUGGGCGUUCUGAUAAGCAAGGGAAUGUGCCCGGAACAGGAGGAAUUUAG